This is a messenger RNA of Culex pipiens pallens (northern house mosquito), 1667 nucleotides long. It is a transcript of the gene ste14, whose product is annotated as protein-S-isoprenylcysteine O-methyltransferase. NCBI's taxonomy places the organism in Eukaryota, Metazoa, Arthropoda, Insecta, Diptera, Culicidae. The transcript has 4 exons. Gene Ontology annotation, molecular function: protein C-terminal S-isoprenylcysteine carboxyl O-methyltransferase activity. Gene Ontology annotation, cellular component: endoplasmic reticulum; membrane. The coding region runs from base 385 to 1251 and encodes 288 amino acids. Gene Ontology annotation, biological process: C-terminal protein methylation. The record is from RefSeq and is a predicted model, not a curated record.
AACGAAACGCCAACAAAAACGUCACCGCCAAGAGCUGCGGAUCACUCCUUUGGCUUUAAAUUUUCGCCCUGCAGUUCAGUGAAAUCGUCGCAUCUGUUUGGAUUUUUCGCUAGAACGGGCUUAAUCGAUAGAGUUAACCUUCCGUAGAUUAGUGGAACGGUCGCGUUCAGUUGGUGUGAGCAAAAGUUCGACGUGGGUGGAGCACAAAGUUAUUUUUUAUUUAAAUUUCCUGAAGCUGAAAAAUAGUAAACAAUUCGCUCAAUAUGGUGACGUUGGAUUAGGGUUUUUGCAAAGACGAAAAUAAUAAUAAAAUAAAGGUGCAAAGGUUCAAAGGUUUAUUUUUAUUUUGAAAACCGAUAUUUACUAGCGUAAGCAACGAAUAAAAUGCUUUGCUACGAGGGCCGGCUGAGUUUGUACUGCUUCGUCAGUGCAAUCUUCAGCCUGGCGCUGCUGUGGGUCUUCUUCGAUUUGGGCAUCUUUGCCGAUCCGGAGUGGGCCGGUUUUUGGGCCCGGGUCGUCCUGCUGGCCGUGUACUACCUGGGACUGAACGUCGUCAUCUGGCUUAAGUUUGCCACCAAGGAUUAUCAGGUCGCCGUCCGGGCCACCUUCCUGGGGGCGGUGUUCGCGCUCGGAGUGGUCAUCUUCCAGGCUGGCGCGGACGAGUACCGGUCGUUCGGGGUGUACGGCACGCUGAUGGCCGUCUUCCACUACUCGGAGUAUCUGGGAAUUGCGUUCUGCAAUCCGAAAACCCUGUCGCCGGAUUCGUUCAUCUUGAACCAUUCGAUUCAUUAUGCGCUGGCGGCCGGAGCGAGUUGGUUGGAGUUUUUUGUCGAGGUGUACUUCUUUCCGGAAAUGAAAAUUCACUAUAUUUUGUGGAUUCUUGGACUGGUGCUGUGUCUGGGAGGCGAAAUUCUGCGAAAGCUCGCGAUGAUUACUGCGAGCAAGAACUUUAGUCACAUUGUCCAGUUCGAGCGCACCCAGGGCCACGAGCUGGUCACGGACGGCGUGUACGGCCUGAUGCGGCACCCCUCGUACGUGGGCUGGUUCUGGUGGUCGAUCGGGACGCAGGUGGUGCUCGCGAAUCCGGUGUGCUUCGUGAUCUACACCGUCGCCAGCUGGAAGUUCUUCCACGAUCGCAUCUUCAUGGAGGAAAUUACGCUGCUGAACUUUUUCGGUGAGGAGUACUACAAGUACAAGCAGCGAGUGCCGACGGGACUGCCAUUCAUUAGGGGGUACAAGGUGGAGCUGUGAUAUAUCGAGCGAGCCGGCGACGAGCUGCCGGACGAGGAGGAGGGCGGUGGUCGGCUUGAAGAUGGGUGGACAAAUAGCAGGGAAGAGGGGGAAGACGAGGAUGAAGAUCGCAGAAAUAUGACGGGUGGGUUCUACCACGGUCGCAAUCGGCGCUAUUCCGGUAGCUACGAUAAUUUGUACGACGAGUCGACGAUUGUUUGAGCGAGUGAGUGAGAAAUGUGUAAAUAGGAAUGAUUCUUCUUUUUUUUUUCUUUUAUACUCAAACGUUUUCGUUCCACCAAAAAGUUUGUUAGGUCGUAAAAGGAACAGUUUGCACAGUUGACGUUUAGCUUUAGAGAACUUAUUACAAAUGUUACAGUCGUAAUAAUUAAAUGAUUAUUCCAAUCAAUAAACCAUAAACUGCUGAAACUAUCAAA